Aaosphaeria arxii CBS 175.79 is the source of this 1119-nucleotide messenger RNA. RefSeq lists its product as uncharacterized. NCBI's taxonomy places the organism in Eukaryota, Fungi, Ascomycota, Dothideomycetes, Pleosporales. The transcript is spliced from 2 exons. The record is from RefSeq and is a predicted model, not a curated record. The coding region runs from base 1 to 1119 and encodes 372 amino acids.
AUGCCUCAUCUCCUCCCCCGACAAUCAGCACCACCCUCUCCAACCCCCUUCAACUCAACAACCCUCCCAUUCACUUGCCCCCAGGGCGGCACUUUUCACGCCUGCGCCUCCUCCCCCUCCUCCUUCCUCGGCUGCUGCACAAGCUCCAACCCCUGCACCACCAGCUGCUUCCAAGGCAACCUGCGCCCCGUCUCCUUCCCCUCCUCCCUCUACGGCCAAUUCCCAGACGCCAGUUGCGGCCGCGACUCCCUGUUCUACACAUGCCUGUCCUCGCCGCCAUUCUGGGGCUGCUGCAAGUCGAAUCCAUGCGGUGGGAGCGGGUGCAAAGACGGAGACCUCACGGCCGCAUUCGCAGACAAUCCCGCACAGCAGGCGUGGUACUUCUCUGGUGCAAACAGCACCACCACUCCCCCGACUUCAACACCCACCGGACCAGCAGAAACCGUCACAUCGACCGCAGAACCGAACACCACCAGCACUCCUCCACCCCCAGACGACGGCAGCAAGGAAAUCCACGUCGGCGCGAUCGCAGGCGGCGCCGCGGCAGGCGGCAUCAUCCUCCUCCUCCUCAUCGCCCUCGUCGUGUACCUUCUCCGUUCCAGGUGGAGAAAUCCGAAGUUCAGCUAUCCGGUGGGCGGAUGCGUGCCGCUUGCUUAUCGCCACGACGACAGCGACGCUCCGGGCACGAUGGCGCAGCAGUAUUCCGCGGGGGAGAUGGAGUAUCCACCGACAUAUACAUCCCCGAUCCCGCCCUUCGCACAGCAAAAGUUCCACGCCUACACCACAACCACGACCUCCUCCUCCUCCCCGCAAAACUCCCCAGGCUCCCCAUCGCUAUCAUACGAACUACCAGGCUCGCCACCACCGAUCGACCGGGGGCAAGAGGGAACGCAAGCACAGCGAGCACGGCAUUUCUCCGAGCUGUCCGGCGACACGGCGGUAAGGUGCGAACUGCCUGAGACGCCGGGGAAGGAGGGGAAGGAUGGGUUUGGCGGGGUCGAUGAAGGUGGAGGGGGUCAGAGGGGCAGUGGGAGGGUGAGGAGUCCGGUUGUUUUUGAGGAGAUUUUUGCGGAGGAGGGCGAGAAGGGGAGGGUUGCGGGUGCUGAUCGAGUGAUUUAA